GCCCUCGCCCACCCGCCCGCCCGCACCCACUCGCUCCCGCGACCCUCGCUCGCCUCGCGCGGGCAGUUUGGGGCCUAGACCUCCCUCCCCCCGCCAGCCACCAAAGACUUGACCACGUAACGAGCCCAACUCCCCCGAACGCCGCCCGCCGCUCGCCAUGAAUGCCGGUGUGACUGAAAGUGGACUAAAUGUGACUCUCACCAUUCGGCUUCUUAUGCACGGAAAGGAAGUAGGAAGCAUCAUUGGGAAGAAAGGGGAGUCGGUUAAGAGAAUCCGCGAGGAGAGUGGCGCGCGGAUCAACAUCUCGGAGGGGAACCGCCCGGAGAGAAUCAUCACUCUGACCGGCCCCACCAGUGCCAUCUUCAAGGGCUUCGCAAUGAUUAGCGACAAGCUGGAGGAAGAUAUCAACAGCUCCAUGACCAACAGCACGGCGGCCAGCCGGCCCCCGGUGACCCUGCGGCUGGUGGUGCCGGCCACCCAGUGCGGCUCCCUGAUUGGGAAAGGCGGCUGUCAGAUCAAAGAGAUCCGCGAGAGCACCGGCCAGGGCCGGGUGGCGGGGGAUGUGCUGCCCAACUCGACCGAGCGGGCCAUCACCAUCGCGGGCGUGCCGCAGUCUGUGACCGAGUGUGUCAAGCACAUCUGCCUGGUCCUGCUGGAGACGCUCUCCCAGUCUCCGCAAGGAGUCUUGACCGUUCCGUACCAGCCCACGCCCGCCAGCUCUCCGGUCAUCUGCGCGGGCGGCCAAGAUCGCUGCAGCGACGCUGCGGGCUACCCCCACGCCACCCACGACCUGGAGGGACCCCCUCUGGACGCCUACUCGAUUCAAGGACAACACACCAUUUCUCUGCUCGAUCUGGCCAAGCUGAAACAGGCGGCAAGACAACAGUCUCACUUUGCCGUGAUGCACGGCGGGACCGGAUUCGCUGGAAUUGACUCCAGCUCUCCAAAGGUGAAAGGCUAUUGGGCAAGUUUGGAUGCAUCUACUCAAACCACCCAUGAACUCACCAUUCCAAAUAACUUAAUCGGCUGCAUAAUCGGGAGCCAGGGCGCCAACAUCAACGAGAUCCGCCAGAUGUCCUUGGCCCAGAUCAAAAUUGCCAACCUGGUCCUAGGCUCUUCCGGUAGGCAGGUUACUAUUACUGGCUCGGCUGCCAGCAUUAGUCUGGCCCAAUACCUAAUCAAUGCCAGGCUUUCUUCUGAGAAGGGCAUGGGGUGCAGCUAGAACGGUGUAGAUUCACUCAUAACCCUCUUCUGCUGUUUUCCCAUGAUCCAACUGUGUAAUUUCUGGUCAGUGAUUCCAGGUUUUAAAUAAU
This is a messenger RNA of Octodon degus (degu), 1313 nucleotides long. Its product is annotated as poly(rC)-binding protein 1-like. Gene Ontology annotation, molecular function: mRNA binding; single-stranded DNA binding. Gene Ontology annotation, biological process: positive regulation of transcription by RNA polymerase II. Gene Ontology annotation, cellular component: nucleoplasm; nucleus; cytoplasm. The record is from RefSeq and is a predicted model, not a curated record. Lineage: Eukaryota; Metazoa; Chordata; Mammalia; Rodentia; Octodontidae.